AUGGUACGUUUGAGGCUCGGCAAAGAGGCCAGAGUGGUUGGAGUCUCUGGAGGUGCCGGGAAGGGGCCACUCUACCAGGAGGCCCCUGAGGUGCCCCCACAUGUCCAACUCGUGGACAUGACCAUCCCCAACCUGCCACCCUCCUGUGCAGAGCCCAAAGGUGCCAUCUACUCAGCCACAGGGCCUUUGCACAUGCUGCCCUCCGUGCCUGUCAUGAUCUUCUCCCACCCCAAGCUCUUUGUCCGGUUGCGUUUGGUGGAGAUCAGGGCAGUCGCUCUGCGGACCGUGGCCAUCAAGGGCGUGCACAGCGUCCGGUACCUCUGCAUGGGAGCUGACGGCAGGAUGCAGGGGCUGCCUCAGUACUCAGAGGAAGACUGUGCCUUCGAGGAGGAGAUCCGCCCCGAUGGCUACAACGUGUACCAGUCCAAGAAGCACCGCCUCCCUGUGUCCCUGAGCACUGCCAAGCAGAGGCAGCUGUACAAGGGCAGGGGCUUUCUGCCCCUGUCCCACUUUUUACCCAUGCUGCCGCUGACCCCAGUGGAGCCCGGGGACCUCACGGACCACUUGGAAUCCGACAUGUUCUCUUCGCCUCUGGAAACUGACAGCAUGGACCCAUUUGGGAUUGCCACCAAACUUGGGCUGGUGAAGAGUCCGAGCUUUCAGAAGUGA
This is a messenger RNA of Galeopterus variegatus (Sunda flying lemur), 669 nucleotides long. It is a transcript of the gene FGF19, whose product is annotated as fibroblast growth factor 19. Gene Ontology annotation, molecular function: fibroblast growth factor receptor binding; growth factor activity. The coding region runs from base 1 to 669 and encodes 222 amino acids. NCBI's taxonomy places the organism in Eukaryota, Metazoa, Chordata, Mammalia, Dermoptera, Cynocephalidae. Gene Ontology annotation, biological process: animal organ morphogenesis; positive regulation of gene expression; cell differentiation. The transcript has 5 exons. The record is from RefSeq and is a predicted model, not a curated record. Gene Ontology annotation, cellular component: cytoplasm.